Messenger RNA from Cordyceps militaris CM01, 1551 nucleotides. Its product is annotated as protein farnesyltransferase. Lineage: Eukaryota; Fungi; Ascomycota; Sordariomycetes; Hypocreales; Cordycipitaceae. The transcript has 3 exons. Bases 1 to 1551 code for a protein of 516 amino acids. Gene Ontology annotation, biological process: protein farnesylation; protein geranylgeranylation. The record is from RefSeq and is a predicted model, not a curated record. Gene Ontology annotation, molecular function: protein farnesyltransferase activity; CAAX-protein geranylgeranyltransferase activity. Gene Ontology annotation, cellular component: protein farnesyltransferase complex; cytoplasm; CAAX-protein geranylgeranyltransferase complex.
AUGCCCCCCAAGCCCAAGGGCACAGCUAAGCCAACCAACAAUCCUCAAGAACCGCCGCCGCAGCAGCAAACGACCACCACCACCGCCGGCCGCCCGACCACCGUCGCCGAGCGCACCCAGCAGCGCUUCCACGCCAGCAACCCCCUCGCCGCACGCGUCCGGUCCGCCGGGCUGUCCUCGCUGACCGCGGCCGAGAAGCGCACGUUUGUGCACGCCCAGCUCGUCGCGCCCGUCGCCCAGCAGCGCGUCCCGCUCGGCAACAAGGCCGAGCGCGAGUUCUGGAAGGCCGUCAACAAGGAGGCCCUGCCGAUCCGCCGCGCCGACGAGGCCUACGUCUGGGGCCCCGACAAGGCCGGUCGCGACGUCGGCACGUACGCGCUCGCCGAGCACGCCGCCCGCACCGCGAAGCAGGCCCGCCUCACCGCCCUCCGGCUGCUCUCGCAGCGGUUCCGCACAAAGCGCGACUUGGCGGCGCAGCAGCAUAGUGCUGCCGAGCUGCUGACGACGAAAGACAUCGAGGAGGAAAAGACGAGGAGGAAUGAAAUGGCGGCGCUCAACAGAGAGCUGUAUGGCGAGAUUAUAGGGGCGCUCGCCGGCGACCCCGAAUGGGACGAUGUCGCGCCCAUUCUACAUGAAGAACCCGACAACGCGCUCGCCCGCAUCGCAUACCCCGACGACUACGCAGAAGCCGUCGCCUACCUCCGCGCCGUCAUGGCCGACAAGGAGUACUCGCCACGCACGCUGCGCCUCACCGCGCUCGUCAUCGCGCUCAACCCGGCGCACUACACGGUAUGGCUGUACCGCUUCCGCAUCGUGCAAGCCCUGCGGCUGUCCAUCCCCGACGAGAUCGCCUGGCUGAACGAGGUCGCCCUCGAGAACCUGAAAAACUACCAAAUCUGGCACCACCGGCAGCUGCUCCUCGAAGAGCUCCUGGCCACCACCACUGUCGCCACCGCCGCCCUCGGCCGCUCCGAAGCCGCGUUUGUCGCCACCAUGCUCGCCCAAGACUCCAAAAACUACCACGUCUGGUCGUACCGGCAGAACAUGGUGCGGCGGCUGGGGCUGUGGGCCGACGCCGAGGAGCUCGCCUCGACGGAGCGGCUGAUUGACGACGACGUGCGCAACAACUCGGCGUGGUCGCACCGCUUCUUCCUCGUCUUCCAGGACCCGGCCGCGUCGACGGCGGGGUGCGGGCCGGCGCAGCACGACCCGCUGGUGCCCGCGGCGGUGAUUGCGCGCGAGCUGGCGUACGUCAAGGACAAGAUGCACGCCGCGCCGCAGAACCAGGCGCCGUGGAACUACCUCCGCGCCGUGCUGGCCAAGGGCGGGCGCGCGCUGGCGAGCGAGCGCGCGCUGGCUGAGGGUCUCGUCGCGGGGCUGGGCACCGACGCCGAGCGCGUCCAGAGCUCCCACGCGCUCGACUACUUGGCCGACGUGUACGCCGAGACUGGGGAGACGGACAAGGCAAAGGUGUGCCUGCAGCGGCUGGGGGAGAAGUGGGAUCCGAUCCGGGAGGGAUACUGGAAGCACAGAGCCCAGCAACUAGUUUGA